AAAAACCAGGUAUACUGUAUGCUUUAGGUUCUUGCGCAACCUGACGAGUCAGGCAGACUCCUGUCCUUGCUUUAUCAAAAACACGCACUGUACAUAGUUAUACACGAAGACUGAUUUGAUUUUAUCGUAAGCACGCUUGGGCGCAAGCUGAGGUCAGGUUCGCUCACAAGGCAGGCAAGCUUUCCGUUCAUCCUGGAGCUAACAGGAGAGCUGUGGAGAGAAAUGGGCACAAUGACCUGAGACUGGCCCGAGCGCAAAAUGGACUCGGAGCAGCAGCCGGCCAGCCCGAGGGCUGCGCCUGGUGCAAGCGGAGGCCGACGCUUGCCUGGUCGGACACCUUCUGGUCUAUUGGGACAGGCAGCGCAGGGGCCGCAGCAACCUCAGCCCCAACUUGGCAAGGGAGCACUUCAGCUCAAUCAGUCCAGCAGCGCAGCGACAACCGCGUUGCCGGUGAAACGUCGGGGGAGUUUCCAGCAGUUGAAGAAAAUAGGUGCCGCCGGGGGGCGAGAUGGCAGCUCUUCGCACCUGGACUCGGACUCGGCACCAUCAAUUUUCGCCAUUGUGAAAAAGUCCACACACUGGGAAAAGUAUGGCACGGUGCUCGUGCUGCUCGUUGCCGACGAGCUCAGCAGUGACAAGGAGGCGGUGGUGCAGAUGCUGAGCGCAGAGGGAUACGAUGACCAGACGUCGGACAGCAUCGAGGAGGCGGUGAAGUUGUUUUCGGAAAGGGAGGUGUACCCGGACAUUGUUAUUGUUGAUUCAGACAAUGAGCUGGUGGACACCAAACAGCUCAUCAAGGCGCUGCAGGCGCUGAACCCCACGGUGGCGGUGCUGGUACUGGGCAGCCGCGGCGGGCCCAUGGGCGCGGUGGCGGCGCUGCAGGCGGGCGCGGCGGACUACAUGGUGAAGCCGCUGGAUCUGGAUGAGGUGGUUGCCCGCGUGGAGCGACACGUGCAGCGACAGCACUGCAUCAAGUUGGAAAUGGAAAAGGCGCUGGAGCACGCCAAGGAGAUGAUGCAGCAGCUCAUGCCGGCAUCACUACUCGGGGACGUGAUGUUGCGGAAAGACGGCAGCGCCGCGGGCGGCGCGCCGGCGGGCGGCAAGGCGAGUCUCAACAGCGUGGCGGAGACCGACUUUGAGGAGCAGAUGAGCGAGCUGAGCGAGGAGAACCACCGCUUGGGCCAGAAGGUGCAGGAGAUGGAGCGCAAGCUUGAGCUCAAGGACCAGGAGAACCGCGACCUGGAAGCCAAACUCAACGCCAUCGACCGCAAAGUCAGCGCGCUGGCCGCCAGCCGCGAGAUGGGCGGCGGCAACGGCGGCGGCAACGGCGGCGGCGGGGGGUCGGGCUGCACGGCCGUGGGGCCUGAGCAGCGUGCCGCGGCGCAGCAGGCGGCGCAGGCGGCCCAGGCCUCGUUGCAGGGGCAGCUGAACAGCGUGGCACAGGCCAACGAGGACCUCCGACAUAAAGUGGACGAGCUGGAGCGGCUGAUGCAGUCGCACACAGGCGUCACCAGCGCCAGCAACCAAAACCUGCGCCUGAGCGUCAACGGUGGGCAGCAGCAGGGCUAGCUGCAGCCCGCGGGCCUGUCGCACAGCGGCAGCGGUGCUGUCGAGCAGCAUUAGCAGCGGCGCUGGCGGCCGCAUUAGCAUUAGCAUUAGCAGCAGGAGCAGCAGCGGAACGCUGCAGGCGGCAGGCAGGCUUUGCAAUGGGCAAAAGGGCUCCUGCUGCGUGUGGCCACGGGCAGGAGCUCUAGAACUGCACUGAGUCGUAGAGGCACUGCCGCCCCUGCUCUCGGAGCAGCACCGGGAUGGCCGGGCACGCUGUGGCCGGACUGGUGACAGGUGGCGCAGCGGACCGCUGCUCUUGUACCCAAGUGCUGCCGCCGGCGAUGCAUCAGGCGCUGGCGAGCGUCAGUUACAUCAUCGGAAUUGAACGGAGCGCUGCAGUCUCGGCGAGGAGUAAAGCAGCACGACAAGGACUGCGGCAGAAGUCACGCUGGGCAGUGCAGCGCAACGGCAUUGCAUGAGCGGUGGUGGCUGGCGCGCGGCUGCAGCUGGCCGCCCGGACUGUCGAGCUUCUGGUGGGCUUACAUGGCCUGGCCCAGCAACCAGGAGCGUGUGCAUGGCGUCACAGCUGCCGUUCUGGGGCUGCAUGCACGUGCUAGGUGCACCGGGCGCUCGGGCAGUAGCGCGCUGCCUGGAGAUGCGUGUGGUCGGGUGGCAUCACGCGCAGACAGCUGUUCGUACUUGCGACCCACUUACAGGGCAUCAACAAGUCUUCUUUACGUGCUCCAACUUGCUGCAGAACUGGGAGUUGAGGAUGGGGAUUUAAGCAUAAGCACCGUGUGGGGUGCAAGGCAAAAAGUGUCGUACUGUACUUCUGACCCCGUAGCAGCAGACCCGGGCCCCGCAUAGGCCUCUGCCAGGUCUGAAGCUGGCCAGGUGGAGGAACUCAACUGCUUGCUUCCAGUUGCAGCCCGGCGCAAUGUGGGCAGGAGAGCGAGAGGCUUUCGGCACCGCUGGAGGUGUCACAGAACAUGUUCGGUGAUUAUCGGCGUACGAGAAGGGGGGCGCUGUAAACGGGGCGCGAGUUAGAGUCAGAGUCCCCAUGCAACUCGGAGUCAAAUACAUGAGGUAUAAAAUGGUUGUUGUGUGGGCAACAGACCGGGAUGUGCGUCGUCAGAAAUGGCACUCGCUCCAUGGCGAAAUUUGGUCUCAACCCGGAGUCUUUCCUAACACAGGUCCACUGCAUUGGUAUUUGCGUAUGUGUGCGUGCGUGCGCGUGCCUGUGUUGCGCAUAUUCGCGGUGAAGGGGUGUGGGCGGUAGCGGCUCACAAUGGGAGUGAUGGGGCGGCGGACGGUAGACCUCGCGCCGUCACAAAUGCUCUAAUUAGGGGACCUCCUGGCGCUAAUGGCUUGUGCGCGCCCCUUCCCCGGAAGCUCACUGCAACAGACAAUGUGCGUUGGCACGGUGAACUGCAUUACUUGGCUAGGGAGGCUGUGCCUUCUCGAGUACGAUGGCAAAAGCUGCCUGGAGCGUGCUCAGAGAGGAAGUGUGAGUGUGAUGGACCAGGCGAAGUGGGAGGUAUGAACAUUCGUCAGCAAGCAUCAUCAUCGUGCGGCUGGUACGCGUGCUUCCAUUUGAAAUGCUGCAAUGUAUCACAACACAGUUGGCCUCGUCACAAGAAUGUAUGACGUGGGCGACCCUCUGCACGUGAUUUUCAGUGGCAUGAGCGGGUCGUGUGCAAUGAAGCAUACAGUGACAGGCAACUCUUGAAGAUGACGCAGCGCUUGGCUGACAGGCGCUGAAAGGAUGCGGGUAGACAAUGAGCUGGGGCACAGCUACUGGUGUUACGAUGAUACCGAUACGGGAGCAGCACGUAGGUCGCGUGUUCUCGUGGUCUGUGUGCUGGGCCAUCAAUGAUAUGCGCAGCCUGACAGGUUGCAGGGGUCGUGCAGGAAUGAGCAGC
Chlamydomonas reinhardtii is the source of this 3470-nucleotide messenger RNA. RefSeq lists its product as uncharacterized. The record is from RefSeq and is a predicted model, not a curated record. The transcript has 7 exons. Bases 259 to 1569 code for a protein of 436 amino acids. Gene Ontology annotation, molecular function: phosphorelay response regulator activity; DNA-binding transcription activator activity; transcription cis-regulatory region binding. Lineage: Eukaryota; Viridiplantae; Chlorophyta; Chlorophyceae; Chlamydomonadales; Chlamydomonadaceae. Gene Ontology annotation, biological process: phosphorelay signal transduction system. Gene Ontology annotation, cellular component: protein-DNA complex; cytosol.